AGUUCAACACAUUUCAAAAUGUUCGCAAAGAUCGUUAUCUUCUGCGCUGCCGUUGCAGCAGCCCAUGCUUCCCUCAUUGGGCCACUCGGAUUGGGAGCACCUGUUCUAGCUGCUGGACCCUUAGGUAUCGGAAAAGGACUGAUUGCCGCUGCUCCAGCAACCGCCACCGUUUCUAGCCAAAGAACCGCCAUCAACCACGUUGCCCCUGCAGGUGCUGCUUCUCUUGGAUAUGGUGCUCCCAUUGCUGCCGCUGCACCCAUCGCCCUCGCCAACGGACUUGUAGCCGGCAAUGGUGUCAUCGCCGGUAAUGGAAUCCUCGCAAACGGUCUUGCUGCUCCCGUUGCCACAGUCUCCACACAAAGAACCGCCAUCAACCACGUUGCCCCUGCAGGUGCUGCUUCUCUUGGAUAUGGUGCUCCCAUCGCCCUCGCCAACGGACUUGUAGCUGGCAAUGGUGUCAUCGCUGGUAAUGGAAUCCUCGUCAAUGGUCUUGUUGCUCCCGUUGCCACAGCCUCCACCCAAAGAACCGCUAUCAACCACGUAGCUCCAGCCGCCCAAAUUGCCGCUCCCAUUGCUGCUGCUGCACCCAUCACUCUUGCUAACGGACUUGUCGCUGGUAAUGGUCUCCUUGCCAAUGGUGUCAUCGCAGGUAAUGGAAUUCUCGCCAACGGGCUCGUUGCUGGCCACGGUCUUGCUGCUCCCCUCGCCACUGGACAUGGUCUUCUCGGAGCCCCGUACGGUCUUGCAGUCGGAAAGCUUGGAGUUGCUGCACCCCUCGGUCUUGGCCUUGGAAAAGCCAUCUUGUAAACAGUUAUGUA
This is a messenger RNA of Argiope bruennichi, 818 nucleotides long. RefSeq names its product cuticle protein 64-like. The record is from RefSeq and is a predicted model, not a curated record. Bases 19 to 807 code for a protein of 262 amino acids. The transcript has 2 exons. NCBI's taxonomy places the organism in Eukaryota, Metazoa, Arthropoda, Arachnida, Araneae, Araneidae.